CACACUUCACCCCCUUCAAAACCCAUCUCAACCAAAAUUUCCAAUCAAAAUCUUGAAAUUGUUUCUAGCAUAAGAAUUUGACAAUGAAUGAUCUAUUCUCAGGAUCAUUUUCUCGUUUCAGAAAUGAAGAACAAUCCCCAAAUCAAGAAUCACCUGGAAUACAAAUGAGACAAACUGGUGGUGUCAAUCUUGACAAAUUCUUCGAAGAUGUAGAAACCAUUAAAGACGAGCUUAAAGAACUCGAAAAGAUUCAUACCCAACUCCACAAUUCACAUGAACAGAGCAAGACUCUGCACAAUGCUAAAAAUGUCAAAGAUCUCAGAACAAAGAUGGAUAAUGAUGUUUCGAUAGCUUUGAAAAAGGCGAAAUUUAUCAAAGUUCGAUUAGAAGCAUUAGAUCGAUCUAAUGCUGCUAAUCGAAGUGUUCCUGGCUGUGGACCUGGAAGUUCAUCAGAUAGAACAAGAACCUCUGUUGUGAAUGGAUUGAGGAAAAAACUUCAAGAAUCUAUGAAUCAGUUCAAUGAAUUAAGGCAAAGAAUGGCAUCUGAGUAUAGAGAAACUGUUCAGAGAAGGUACUACACGGUGACGGGAGAAAAUCCAGAUGAAGGUACACUGGAUACUCUAAUAUCCACUGGCCAAAGUGAGACAUUUUUGCAGAAAGCAAUACAGGAGCAAGGAAGAGGACAAGUAAUGGACACAGUUAUGGAGAUUCAAGAAAGGCAUGAAGCUGUGAAGGAAUUAGAGAGAAAUCUGAAAGAAUUGCAUCAAGUUUUCAUGGACAUGGCUGUUUUAGUGGAAAGUCAAGGAGCACAGCUAGAUGACAUUGAAAGUCAAGUCAAUAGAGCCAAUUCAUUUGUGAGAGGUGGUGCUCAGCAGCUUGAGGUAGCAAGAAAGCACCAGAAAAGUUCAAGAAAAUGGACUUGUAUUGCCAUUAUUAUUUUGCUCAUUAUUAUCUUGGUGGUGGUUCUUUCUAUUCAACCAUGGAAGAAAUGAGAAUUACUCAAAUGUUGGGCCCGAACCAUGGAAUUAGUCACUAAUACUUACACGUCAAGAUAGUCUGUCUACAUAACAUCCCCUUAGGGUGUUGCCUUUCCCUGGCCCUGCAUCAACACGCGAGAUGCUUUGUGCAUCGGAAUAUCUUUCUUUUUUUCAUAUUUCUAAUGUUUGGAGUUCUCUUUGUAAUUAAAUUAUUGCUCACGUAGAAAAGGAGACUGUUUUGUGCUAUUUGCUUGUUUAUACACAUUUGGGUUUAUAUCUAAUCUUUUGUUGGUGAUA
Messenger RNA from Solanum tuberosum (potato), 1274 nucleotides. Its product is annotated as syntaxin-121-like. The record is from RefSeq and is a predicted model, not a curated record. The transcript has 2 exons. Gene Ontology annotation, molecular function: SNARE binding; SNAP receptor activity. Gene Ontology annotation, biological process: intracellular protein transport; exocytosis; vesicle fusion. Gene Ontology annotation, cellular component: SNARE complex; endomembrane system; plasma membrane. Bases 84 to 992 code for a protein of 302 amino acids. Lineage: Eukaryota; Viridiplantae; Streptophyta; Magnoliopsida; Solanales; Solanaceae.